Hydra vulgaris (swiftwater hydra) is the source of this 2946-nucleotide messenger RNA. Its product is annotated as insulin receptor substrate 1. Lineage: Eukaryota; Metazoa; Cnidaria; Hydrozoa; Anthoathecata; Hydridae. Gene Ontology annotation, biological process: insulin receptor signaling pathway. The record is from RefSeq and is a predicted model, not a curated record. Gene Ontology annotation, cellular component: cytosol; plasma membrane. Gene Ontology annotation, molecular function: insulin receptor binding; phosphatidylinositol 3-kinase binding.
UUCAUCAAAAUUACGCCCGACGAAAGCAAUGGUGGAGAUAAAAAAAAAUUGAAUUUGAAACCGUCUUGCUCUUUUUAAAACCUUUAUCGUUAAUAGUGUAUUCUUAACAGUUUCAUAUAGAAAAUGAAGUCUUUCACUAAAAUGAAAGAAAAUUCCAAAAUUGCUAGGAAUGUCAUGAGGAACAUGGUUCAAAGUACAGUUGCAAAACUAAAAUUUAUCUCCAACCAAAAAAAAAUAAGGAAGCGACAAAAAGGGAAUCUCAACAUGAAAUCCCUUCUUGUUGCAUUAGAUGAAGAUUCUAUUGAAGGAAAGAGUUUUUUCGCUAUGGAAGAUAAGAACAAGUCUCAUACUUUAAGACAAGAUAAUAUUUUAAUGAAAGGCAUUUUAAAAAGUCUGCAGAACAACAAAGACCAGCUAUUUGUUUUAUAUAAAAAAGGUUUUGCUUCAAUAGCGCGCCUAGAAUCUUAUGAAAAUAUAAAGCAACCAGAUUAUCCAAGCAAGGUUAUUUUUUUAAGUGAUUGCUUUGAUGUGAUAAGAACUUCAAUAAAAAGAAACCCUUUUACAAUAAUACUUUUUACUAAAAAUGAAAGACUAUUGGUAUCUGCUGAAACUGAGCGCGAUUGUAUGCUUUGGUUAACUGCUAUAGAGCAAGAAAGAGAAGCUUGUGGUUCAUUUGUAUAUAAUGAGCCCAAAUAUUUAAAGUCGUGGAUCGUAAAUGUUAGAUGUCGUGGGAACUUUUCAUUAAAAGGUUGGUAUCUUUUGGGUGUUACUCUCACACAACUUGAUUUUGUAUCACAAUCAGUAGCAGGAGUUGUUUCAUCUCUCGAUGUUAAGUCAAUAGAAAGAAGUGGAUACACUGAAAAUUCAUUUUAUAUGGAAAUAUGGAUGUGUAAUACUUUAUGUUUGUUAUGGCUUGAUAUGGAAGAUCCACAAAGUGCUUGCAGCAUUGAUCAGCUCAUUAAACAGUUAACUGGUAAAGGAAAAAAAUCAUUUACUGAUAGCCCGUUACUACGAAAGUCUUAUAAAGAUAAAGCAAAAAAUAUUACUCAAAUAAAUUUAUUGUCUAAAGCUUCUCUUUAUUCCACUGAUGAAGAUGAAAUAUCAAGUGCUUCAUCUUUAUGUUCUUCUCGUUCAAAUUCUUCUGAUUUCCAAAAACUUAAUAAAUUCAAAAACUCCUCCUCUUUCUGUUCCUCUCCCGAGCUUCACCCACCAGAUCACAAAAACAGAUAUCCUUAUUGCAGCAGUAGUAGUUCAAAUGUAAGCGAGUGCAAUGACAUCUCUCUACGAGAUGGCGAAGCAAAUGAAAACUGUUUUUCUUCACUGCAUAAUACUUCUGCAUCUUCAAGUCUCGCUGAUGACGAGAGCGACGUGUUUCUGGAUUUAGAGCAAGCAGUUAGCACAAACGAUUUAACAUCAGUUUAUCGAAAUCCAACUUAUGUCGACUUCUCAUCUAAGUCUCUUCAACAUUUGUCUAUUAAUACUGAUAUUGAGGAACGGCAGAAAAAAUCCAAAUUAAAAACUUUGCUCCGGAGGAGGUUUUCUAAAAAUUUAGAAAAAGCCAGUAUUGAUAAAGAAAAACUAUCCAUUUCUGACUUACAUUCUUCGAUCUUCGCACAAUUAGAAUUUCGCCCGAGCCCUAGUGUAUUUAAAAACAUACGCACGAGAUCAGGCAUCAACGAAGAUUGUACAAAAACUAUGACGAAAUCAUUAAACAGUGAUAUCGAACCAGUUUACGAAUCUGUUCGAUCGCCUAACGAUUUUGCUCAAUCUAAAUUUCUCUCUCCAAAUAGUGAAAAGGUUUAUGGAGCUAACGAUUUUGCAACUUCUAGGCGUACUUUAUAUCGUAAUGCAUUGCCUCCUAUACCACCUCAACGGAUAACUUCGCGGUUUAGUUUUGAUGGUGUAGAUACGACAGAUUUUUUUAAUAAAAAAAAAGAAAAAGAUUCCAAAAAAGACAAUCCAUAUGAAGAAGUUUCUUACGAAAAAAUGAUAAAUAAAAGUUUAUCGACAAUCGAAAUUCCACCACACAUCACUCAAGGAUACGAACAAAUGAAUGCGGAAUCCUCUAUAGGGGAGAGCAAAUCUUAUGAAGAAAUUAGCGGCGGACCUUUAACAAGAAAUAAAAUCAAUGAUACGCAUAGAGACGUGAGUACGAAAAGUUUUUCGAAAGCGAUGGUUUUUAAAUUAACUGAAAAUGACAGUCUUAACUUUGACGAUGAAGAAGAUAGCUAUGCUAAAAUAUCUCCAUCGCCCCGAGAUUUUCAGUCUAAAGAAAAUAAUGGUGUUUUAAAAACAUUUAUGGCAAUAAAAAAGAACGAUUUGAGUAUAGGCUGCCAAUCGCCAUUGGAAUGUUCUCGUGUUAUCUCAAGAGGUACACCAGCCCAUAGUACUCCGACACAUAAUAGGGAAAUGCCUGUAUUAAAUCGAAAUAAAAUAAGUCCAUCAAUUUCGGGUUUGAAGAUGAAUCUUUCUAGUUAUACGAAUGUUUCUCCAUCUUUCCCCCAUAGUCCCAGUCAUGAUUUUGACUAUUCUGUUCCAUACAAAAAUGAAAUAAAAGAGGAAGAAUUAACUUAUUUAAAUAAUUCUUACUUAAGUAGUAAUACUACACCUGAAUACGAAAGCAUGCUUUACCCAAAUAAGCUUGACGACAAUGCCUACGAUAAUAUUGGAAAUCAAAUAAAUAAACGUUGUAAAACUCUAGCUUAUGCUGACGUUUUAAUAGAUAAACCUUCAUUAAACUACAGUGAUAAAGACAAAGAACUUCUUAAAGAAGAUGAGUGUUGUUAUAUGCAAAUAGACUUUGAAAAGUCUCAAGGGGUUAGCGAGGCUAUUAAAGAUUUACGUACGAAGCAGUCGCCGACUAACCAUCUAUCUUCAAGCAACAAAAAUGAUUACCUAACUGACCUUUCCUACAAAACCUUCAAAAAAUUUAACAAUACAUAAGAA